AUGGCUGGCAUCGCCAAUCUAAGACCAGCUACUCGCCCGAGUAUCGUGGACAAUGUCUCUCUACGCAAUAUCAACCUUCACUUCCCAGCAGCCCCUGAUCCAUGGCAUCGCCCUGGCAAGUCUCAGCCAUGUACAGCAGCCGUGAAGCUCUCAUAUUCAUCCGCUGUCGCUGCAGCGAAUGCCGACGAUGUCUCGCUCUCCCUAGACUACGGCAAGCUCUAUCGCCGCAUUGAGACUGCGGUGCGUGAUUCUACAAAAUCCCAAGAUGGCGGUCGCCUGUCUGCAGCGGCAGAGGCCAUCGUCAGUAAUGACGUGCGGGUCAUUGCUGGACGGAUCGCAAAUUGCGGUCUGGGCCUGCUAGACGAAACUAUCGCCGGAGUGCGGAGAAUGGAUCAUCUCCAAGCUCAUCCCGAAUCUCCAAGUCGUAGACGUGCAAGUCAGGCCAGUCGGAGAUUAAGUGGCGUCUCCGCCUCCGUGCCUAAAGAACUCCAGAGUGCUACAUCCCCGGAGGUUCUGAAUGGGAUGUUUGGCGAAUGCGAGGUUUUACUACACUUGCCCAAUGCUCACCUGCGUGCAGAGGGAGGCUUGUCUUUCCGCACUCUCCAGACUUGGGUAUAUGCCGACGAUAGUGCUUCAUUGGAAAAUGCCGUGGAAAGCAGUAGACAGGUGGCAAUCGUGGAACAAGAAUUUCGCGUAGAGAGCAUCCGUUGUCACUGCAUCCUGGGUGUCAAUUCUCAUGAGAGAAUUGAAAAACAGGCUGUGAUCAUUACUUUGGAUUUCCGAGGCUCCGGAGAAGCUGCCUGGGCUUCGACAUUUUUGAAAACAUAUCAAGAGAUGGUCCGAACCAUAGCAGAGAGAGUGGAAAACACCUCUUAUCAAACAGUUGAGGCUCUCGCCACUUCUGUCGCGCGCACAGCUACGAUGGACUUUGGCAAUGAUUCCGUCACGGUCUUGGUGGAGAAGCCGAGUGCUUUGGCAUUUGUGGAGAGAGCGGGGGUGCAAAUCACCAGGUCGAAGGCGUUUUUUGCAGAGCAGGACUUUUCCAAAGCGCGAGGAGGGAUAUAG
This is a messenger RNA of Talaromyces amestolkiae, 1065 nucleotides long. RefSeq lists its product as uncharacterized. Gene Ontology annotation, molecular function: dihydroneopterin aldolase activity. The record is from RefSeq and is a predicted model, not a curated record. The transcript has 2 exons. Gene Ontology annotation, cellular component: cytoplasm. Gene Ontology annotation, biological process: folic acid-containing compound metabolic process. NCBI's taxonomy places the organism in Eukaryota, Fungi, Ascomycota, Eurotiomycetes, Eurotiales, Trichocomaceae. The coding region runs from base 1 to 1065 and encodes 354 amino acids.